AUGUAUCUACCACAAUGUAAUAAUAUGUAUGGGUGAGUUAAAAAAAGAAAAAAGAUAGGGUUUCAAAUUUCUUGGAUACAGUUGCCCUUGGACAUGUUCUGUAAAUUAGAUGAGUUGUUAUUGGUAACAUCACCCGGCAACUUCAAGUCUCAUCUUAUGUUAUUAUACAGACUUAAGAAGUGGCUUAGACACAUGGUGGAAGGCUAAAAUGUAUAGUCUAUUACAUUAGGUGAUGAAACAUUUGAUAUUUAUUUUGAAAAUUUUUAAGUUUUGAUAAGAUACAUCUUAAAAUUCUCUACUACAGUGAUCUACUUUUACUGAGAUCUAGAACCCAAAGAAUCUCUGAAAAAUAUGGUGAUUAGUUGAUGGAAUUUUUGAAACAGUGUAAACAUUAUUCGUUUUUUAUUCAAAUAUUCUAGAAUUACUGUCAUCUGUAUAUUCUUGUCUUCCUGUAGUCAACAAUGCCGAGGUUCUCUAGUUCUUCACAUUUUUUGGAACACACACAAUUGUGAAUUGAAAUUCUUUGAAACUGUGAGAAAUGUUAUCUAAUUUUUUGAAACAGUGAAAAGUUUCUCGAAACAUAAAGAUCAACAAAUACGAUGACAUUAUUAUUCUGUGAUAACUUGAAAAAAAUGUAUAAGUUUUGAAACAGUGAAAAUUUCACAAGUUUUUUCACACUAAUAUUUUCAUCGCUCUCAUUUUCCAUCAAAUCUGUCCCCAUUAACAUUAUAAAAAUAAUUAUCUAAAUGUUGGUUACCGAAACAAUACUUGCCCAAUUCGCAGAUGUUGUCUGUCCUUUUUCCCGUUUUCCUUAAGUAAUAUAUAGUUAUUAUUACACGCAAAAAAGGCGGUCGCCCCAAUAAUUACUAUAAGCAGGAGGAAAACACCUGUUGAGUUAGGCUAACUCCUCAUUUUGAAUUAUUAUUUUUUCUAAUAUGACGAUUUGCAGUUCGGUGACACCAGCCACAUACAAUGUUUAUGCACCGGAUACAACUGGAUAUGCCGCAUAUUAUCAGGUGAGUUUCUAAAUUUUCUUGAAAAAAAAACAUUUUGUCUUGAAAAUUUUACGUUUCAAAAAAUUUUGAACUAGUGGAAUUGAAUUUAUGGUUAGUCGAUUUUGAAAAUUCAUUAAAAUAUCUAAAUGAAAUUUGAACUUGAACAUAAUUUAUAAAAGCAGAUUGUAUGAACAAUCCAAGUGUAAAUUUUACCUGAAAAAUCUCAAAAAAAAACUAACUUCCCAAAACCCCAACAUUGCCAGUAUUCUGCAAACAUGCAGUCAAGUCCACAAGAUAACGGCGGUUACGGUAUGGUUCUCCAUCCGAGUCAAAAUCAAGGCGGUGGUGCACAAUCACCGCAUUCAAUAGAAGACAGCGAUGGAAAUCUUGGACAAUCAACUCGAGCGUCGCCGGCUACGGUAGGAUACGGGAACCAGGAGGUCUACUAUUUUUUGCUAUCCCUUUUUUUCAUGUUUUGUCUUUUGUUUCACUGUCUUUUGCAUGAGGACAUGAGAUCACAGAAAAGCAUGAUUUUGAAUCGGACUGUUUGGGAUUUCUAGGCCUUGAAAAUUUGGCUUCUUGGAAUCCAAGAGUAAACAUUUUAAAAAAUCUUUUUUAAUCCAACUCUGAAAUCCAACUCUGAAGUUUCCCAAAAAAUAUCCUAUUUUUUCCGGAAAUUAGAUACGCUAAAAAGUUGGCGAUUUAAAGUUAGCCACUUUCGUUUCACACACUUUUCUAUUUUUUCGCAUAAACCCUUACGGGUUCCCAUAGAAACCUUUCUCAUUUUUCUACUUUUUUUCGACUUUUGUUGAAUGGACCAUUUAUUAACUAUUAGUACUUAUUAGACGAAAAAAAAAACGAAAAAGAAAGCCAGAAACAAAAUGAGUUAUUCAUUUCGUUGAAAAUUUCAUAUAUUUUUGAGUAUUUCUGGAAAUAAAAAGAAUAUAUGUUGGAAGUUAAACAUGUAAGUUUCUUUUGAAAUUUGAAAUUUUUGAAAAAUUAAUGAACAUUUUGAACAGUAUUUUCUACUAACCCGGAUUGGUUUUAGAAAACCGAGAAAGCUUAAAAAAUAGUUAUGAAAGUUUUGAAACAGUAAUUUUUUUAUUAAAAUUUUCCGAAGUAAUUUAUUUCAAUAAUUUUUGAAUUAUUUGAAACGUAAUAAAUUUGAAAGACGUAAUAAAGAGAAUAAUUCAAAAAUGAAAUAAAGAAAGAUGAUAUGCAAAGUUUGAGAAACCGUUAGCGAAUCAUUUAAUUUUGAAUGAAUUAUAUCUUCUGAUAUUGAAACAGCAAAUUUUCUAGAAAAUCAAAAUUUCGCAAUAAACCUUGUUCCAACAACAAAAAGGUCCUUUUUCCUCUCCUAAUAUUUUCUUUCUCUUUUUUCGCUUCAAAAAGGCUCCUAAAUACCGGAAAUGGUGUGUCAAGCGAUUCAGAAUCUUUUCCUUUUCUCUACUUCUUCCACUUUCCACUUUUUAUUUUAUUUCAUUUUUAUUCACUGUUUCAAAAACACACAUAUUCCAACUAUCUAUCUUUCUAAAAACAUCGAGUUUUUUGAUGAGGCUCUUUUUUGAUAUAAGAAGCUGGCUACUAUAGCAACCAUCCUGAAGAAAAUCCCGAAAAAAGAUAACACACACUCACUUUUUCUUCUUGACUUUUUCUUGCGCAGCAGCGAAAAAAAAAACGAAGAAGAUAAGAAGUUUUUAUCUGAGAGAGGAAGAGGAAUUUAUUUUUUCUCAUUUUCAUUUUUUGGUUUUGAAAGUGAGUGUCGAUGGGAAGUAGUUCAAUUGAUGGCUUGAUUUCUGAAUCGAGGUUACAUGUGAGUUGGAAAAAUAUUAUUGAGGUACUGUAGAUUCAGGAAAGCAUUUGGAAUUUUUGUGUAAAAGAUUUAUUUGGAAGGAGAUCUGGAUUUAGCUAUUUCAGGUUACUGUAGCUUUAAAUAAUUUAGUGAUGUAAUUUUGAAUUCAAAAAUUAAACUUUUUUCAUAGGUCAAUUUACGGCUAGGAUUACGGUAACUUGAUUUUUCCAAAAGAUCUAGUUUUUGAAAAAUUAGGAAGUAGAUCAAAAAAGAGUUCUAGAACUAUAACUACAAAAUUUAUUCGCAAAAAUGUUGUCAUAUUUUCACCAGGUACGAGAGUACUGUAGAUUUGUGAAUCAAAAUUUUAAAACAUGAAAUCUGCACUGGGAAACUGACAUUUUUUGGAUUUUCGAUUUAUGCAACCCAAAAAUGUAUCAGAAAAAAAAAAAGAAAAUUUGGAUUUUUGGAAUGAAUACAAAGUUUUCUUGAAAUCAGAAACAGAGAAAAAAAAAAUCGAAAAUUUUGUAAAUUCUUUUGACUUUUUUGAAGAUAAACUUUGGAAAUUCGAAUUUUCCGGAUUUUUCAAAAAAAAACUUGCACUGUCUUUUUCUGUCCGCAUGCUCUUUCUGUCUUUUCCAAAUUUUCCAACAAAAAAAAUCAAAUUUUUGAUUUUUGACUCAAAAAAACUCAAUUCGGGUAUCAAUAUGUACUAAUUUCUCAUUUUUUCGGUCUCCACGGAAACCACAAAAAUCUUCUUCGGAUUAGAAAAAAAUCAUGGCGAAUUUAUCUUCUUAUUUUUCAAAAUAAAGUGAAGAAGAUGAGCAUGUGAAUGAACAGGAAUGAGAUAAAUGGAAUUCGAAAAUUUUGAAAAUAAUUCUUGAUUUUUUGCAGAUUCAAUGGUUGCUUGAUAAUUACGAGACUGCUGAUGGAACAUCUUUGCCACGGUGUACACUUUAUGAUCAUUACAAAAAGUGAGUUGGCAAAAUUUUACAAAAAAAAAUUAAAAGUUUCGAUAUCACCAACUGGUUUCUCAUUGUUCUGAUAGACGCGAUUUUUUCAAUCUCAAAAAUUGACUGUUUCAAAAUAUAGUUAUUCGUUUUGAGAUUUCACAUUUUUUCAUUAAUCUAUCGAACAUAAAUCUUUGCAAAAGUCAGAAAGUUUUCGAAAAAGUUGACUGUUUCAAACAAUUCCUAUGUUUCUUUCGAUUAUGGAAAAAUGUGAUCAGAUGUGUUGAGUUGAAAUUUCGAAAUUUUACUGUUUCAAAAUUAACUAUAUUUAGGCAUUGCACCGAACACCGUCUCGAUCCAGUCAACGCGGCUUCCUUCGGCAAACUAAUCCGCUCAGUUUUUCUCGGUCUCCGAACUCGUCGACUUGGAACUCGCGGAAACUCAAAAUACCAUUACUACGGUAUUCGAAUAAAACCUGAAAGUCCUCUGAAUCGACAUAAUCAACAUUCACAAUACACUUGUCCACCAGAUAGUUAUGCAGAUACUGUAAAUACAGUAGCCGCUGUCAGAUAUAAUAGUCCACCCGAAUCUCGUCCAACUCAACAACAACAUCAACAACAACAUCAGCAACAAAAUCAGCAACAGCAACCAUUGAUUGGAGAACCGGCAGCGAAAAGAAUGAAGACAACACAUUCAUCGAGUUCUUCGUCUUGUAGAGAGUUAGUUUAGAGUCGAUCUAUGUUUUGUUCAAUUUUAAACCCAAUAUUUUUUUGCAGCAGCACAUCGCCAGCAAUUGAUAUGAAUCAACCACUUCCUCCACUUCUCAUUCAAAAUCCAAACCAAAAUAUUAGCAUAAAUCUGAACCACAUGCCAAACUCAAACCAAAAUCAAAUUCAACAUCAAAUUGCACCAACUUCACUUAUCGCAUCUCCAAUAAUUGCACCAAUUUCUGACACAACUCUUCAAAUUCAACAAAUUGGAGCACAAGCACAAAAUGCACAACAAUUGGCUGCGCAACCACAAUCUGCGAUUCAAAUUCCGCAAGAAAUGUAUACACCUUAUAUGACGAUUCAUGAUCGUGUUAGUCUUGGAACAAAUGAGAUGCCUUAUAUUCCAUUUUCGAAUUCGAUUAGUUUGGAGUCGACUAUGAGGUUGGUAUUUUAGAAUUCGAAAAUAAUUGAAGGUUCUCUUUGGGAUCUCAUUGUCAGAAUAUUCACAGGUGGCUUUAGGAUUUUGAUAAAAAAUUACUUUAUCAAAUUUUAAAGCUCUUCACAAAAUUUAUAGAAAUUUUGAAACAGUGAACUGAAAAAAAUGCUCAACCUCUCUCACAAUCUGUAAUAUCUUCAGAAGGUAUUAUUUAAAAAAAUACCAAAAUUCUUGCAGCUUUCGCAAACUUGGUCUCGACUUUGAUCACAUCGAAAAAUUCAUAAACUCCUAUCACAAUCUCUGCAAAGAAGUCCUCCAUCAAGUCAAAAUUCUUGAAUUCGAAAGCAUCGAAGAUUGUUGGGUGAAAUUCUGGCAUGGCUCAGAUUAUUUGAUAACAAAGGAAGAAUUAAUUGCAUUAUGCACUUUGGAACCAAUUCAAGAUUAUAUGAUUCAAUUAGAUUUGGCUCUGUAUCAAAAUAUCGUAGAUUGUUUGAUCCCAAAUGUUUUGAUGUCUCAAUUAACAGCAAAUCUAACUCAAGCAUGUCGAAACUUUGCGAAAAAUAUUGACAUCUAUUUGAAAAAAGCCAUCCAAAAUUGUGGAAUUUCGGAAGAUUUGGUGAAAAAGAAAAUGCAGGCGAUAAAAUAUAUGCAACAAGGAUUGAGACGAUAUACAUCUUUGAAUCAUUUAGCACAAGCUGCACGAGCUGUUCUACAAAAACAAGAACAAGUUACACAAAUGUUUACUGAUUAUAUGAGAGUUGAUAUGAAUCAAGUGCAUGAACAAGCUGGUUGGAUUUGUGGAUGUGAUACAUUGAUGGUUCAACAUGUCAAUUUGGCAUUUAAGGCAAAUUUGCAAAGAAUUGCACCGAUGGUUGAUUGGGCUGAAUGGUUGGAAAGUAUUGUUGAUCAGGUUAGAUUCUUUUUUAAAUUUCAUUUUUCAGAUGGAACAAUUUUUGACAUUGAGGUUGCGGCUAUUGAUUUUUCAAUAAUACUUUUAUAAAACCUACAUUUCCCAAGAGAAUCUCGAAAAUUUAAUUGUUUUCACUAGUAAAGCUUGAAAAAGUUUCAAUUAAGUUUUGGUCUGGAAUUCAGGAUUUUUCGCCUGAAAAUUACAACUGUUUCUGUUAAAAUCUAUGAAAUAUUGUGAUUAUAAUUUGCCAGCCCAGGAUCAAGUUAUUCGAAUACAUUUAAAAGAAAUUGAAACAGUGAUUUUUUUCAUUAAAAAAAUAUUUUCGCUGAAAUAAUAAAAUCUAGCGAAUCAAUAUCAUAAUCAAAACCUCACUCAAAAAUUAAUAAAAUUUUUUGAAAAAGUAAUAUUUGCAGGUGCUCGCAAAAUACCACGAUAAACCAGCUGAUGCAAUCGCAAAUGUUGGCAAACAAUUCCUGUUGAACUGGAGUUUCUACACAUCAAUGAUAAUUCGAGAUUUGACUUUGAGAUCUGCAACAUCUUUCGGAAGUUUUCAUUUGAUUCGAUUACUUGCUGAUGAUUAUAUGUAUUAUCUUAUUGAAUCGAAAAUUGCUAAGGUUUGUUGGAUUUUGAGGGUGUUAAUACAAAGAAAUUUUCAAAAAAAAAACCUUGUUACAUGACAAAAUUCUUAAUUUUUUGCAGGCUGGAAAGCAACAUUUGAUAACAGUAAUUCGACAAGACAAAGAUUAUCCACUUUUCAACGAACAACACGAGUAUAUUAUUCCAUCAGCCAACGAUUUAAAUAAUAUCAAUGAUAUUGAAAAUAUUUAUGACGAAUCUGAAAUUUUACAAAUGUAA
Messenger RNA from Caenorhabditis angaria, 6645 nucleotides. The record is from the annotation of a GenBank genome assembly. Lineage: Eukaryota; Metazoa; Nematoda; Chromadorea; Rhabditida; Rhabditidae.